AUGGCUAUAUGUCCAAAUACUUCUCUGCCUGAGUCCAAAUGUGUGGAAAAUUGUUAUCCUGGAUUUGUGAAACGGGCUCGGGAAGGAGAGCCUGUUUGCUGCUACGACUGUGUUCCUUGUCCAGAGGGGACCAUCCCCACUCAGGAAGAUGUGGAAAAAUGCACCAAGUGUCCAGAUGAACAAUAUCCAACCAAGAACAGAGUCCGGUGUAUCCCCAAAGUUAUAACCUUCCUGUCUUAUGAAGAACAUCUGGGCAUCAUCCUGGUCUCCUUUGCCCUGCUUUUGUUCCUAACCACAGGUGUCAUUUUAAUCAUAUUCCUUAAAUACAUAGAGACUCCUAUUGUCAAAGCAAACAAUCGGGCCCUCUCCUACAUCCUCUUGGUAUCCCUGCUGUUUUGCUUCCUGUCUUCUUUUCUCUUUAUUGGCCAACCAAGGAAAGCUACCUGCCUUCUCCGACAAACCAUGUUCAGCAUCGUCUUCUCAGUAGCUGUGUCUUCUGUGUUGGCCAAAACAAUCACAGUGGUACUGGCAUUCUUGGCCACAAAACCAGGGAACAGAGUGAGGAGAUGGUUGGGGAAGAGCUUGGCCAACUCCAUCAUUCUUUUUUGUUCUGCUGUCCAGAUGUUCAUCUGUGCCAUAUGGCUGGGAGUUUCUCCCCCAUUCCCUGACUCUGACAUGCACUCCCAGCCUGGAGAGAUCAUUCUUCAGUGCAAUGAAGGCUUGGUCACCAUGUUUUAUGUUGUCCUCAGUUACAUGGGCUUCCUUGCUGCUAUUUGCUUCAUAGUGGCUUUCCUGGCCAGGAACCUGCCAGGAGCCUUCAACGAAACCAAGCUGAUCACUUUCAGCAUGCUGGUCUUCUGCAGUGUCUGGAUCUCUUUCCUGCCCACCUACUUGAGCACCAAAGGAAAGUUCAUGGUGGCCGUGCAGGUAUUCUCCAUCUUGGCUUCUAGUGCUGGGCUUCUGGGAUGCAUCUUCUUCCCCAAGUGCUACAUUAUCAUCCUGAGACCAGAUCUAAACACAAAGGAGCAUCUAAUGAUAAAAAUAGGGAGCUGAUAAUAAAAUUGUUUUUCAGACUCAUAA
Molecule: messenger RNA, 1080 nt
Organism: Pantherophis guttatus
Lineage: Eukaryota; Metazoa; Chordata; Lepidosauria; Squamata; Colubridae
Source: RefSeq, a predicted model, not a curated record